AUGGCAAAUAAUAUAAGGAUUUACCACCAUAUUGCAUCCUUGAAGAGAGGUGUCCUUCGGUCAAAGUGGAAGUUUAAUCGAAGCACUGACACUGUACUUGAAAAUGCCCAGUCAAGGUUAAAUCAAAGCACUGUAGUUGGGAAGGAAGAUGCGACGGAAGAUGAUGCAAGGAUUUAUCAACCUAUUGUAUCUUUGAAGAAAGAUGUUCAAUCAAGCUUAAAGUUUUAUGAACGUAUUGUAUUUGCGAAUGGAGAUGGGAAGGAAGAUGAUGCAAGGAUUUAUCAACAGAUCUCUGGAGAUUGUAUCAAUGGUAGAAUUACUCCGGAUUGGUCAGCUGCUGUUGAUCUAUACGGCCUUCAAGGUUGUCUUUUGUUGUACAUUAUUGGAAUGUUCAUCCUCACUGCUUAUCGAAUUCGCCAAAAACUCCAGGCAAGCAGGAACAUUGCACAGAAAUCGAAAAUUGUUAAGCGUCGCAAAUUUGUCAUAUUGCCCAAGCUGUCAACCACUACAGCCUUAAGUUAUUGGUUUCCUCUCUUCAUAUCUAGAAUCGUGGAUUUUGAUUUCGACAUAAAGAUAGCGUUGUAUACUGUAACGUUGCUUACUGGUGCCUACAUUGGUAUUGCGUUUGUCUUCACACGAAGAAAUUAUCAGUUGUUGAAGAAAAAAUAUUUCCCAGCAAAAAAUAAGCCGCCAGUAAACGAAAUUCCGCUGAAUAGACUAUAG
Molecule: messenger RNA, 723 nt
Organism: Paramuricea clavata
Lineage: Eukaryota; Metazoa; Cnidaria; Anthozoa; Malacalcyonacea; Plexauridae
Source: the annotation of a GenBank genome assembly